Messenger RNA from Micropterus dolomieu (smallmouth bass), 1796 nucleotides. RefSeq names its product golgin subfamily A member 6-like protein 22. The transcript has a single exon. NCBI's taxonomy places the organism in Eukaryota, Metazoa, Chordata, Actinopteri, Centrarchiformes, Centrarchidae. Bases 117 to 1709 code for a protein of 530 amino acids. The record is from RefSeq and is a predicted model, not a curated record.
CUAGACUUCUCUGUUGAACAAUAGAGCCAGCUAUUUCGUUGCACUGUUUAUAUAGAGCUGUUCAAGACACAACUUCAAUAAUAAUCAGUACAGAAGUAGCUUUCCUGUUUCCAGAAAUGUCUAACAUAUUUGAAGUGAAUUCAGGACAGAAUUUGUCAAGCGCAACUAUGGAAAAAGACUCACCAAGAUACCUGCAGUGGAAGCUCUCCAGACUACAAGAAAAGUAUAGGAACGAAAGAGAAUUCUGGUCAACGGACUGUAUUAAACACAGCAAAGAUGUCAAGAUUUGGGAAGACACAAUCCAGGCUCUCCAAUUAGAGUUGGCAGCUAUAAAAGAGAGGGAGAGUCAACUAAUAAACCAAUUAAAGACCAGUGCUGAUAACAAUGAGAAACUUGUCCUGGAGAAGGCUAUCUUGGAAGAUUCUUUUCAGAUCAAGGAGAAUAAAAGUUAUGCAAUUGAGGCAAGACUCGAGUUGCAGCUACAAAAUAACAAGGAAGACUAUGAGAAAACAUUGGCAGAACUUAAACACGAGCAUGAACAAAAUAAAACAGUCAUGAAAGCUGACUUUGAGCACAGGCUGCAGCAAGUGCAAGAAGAAACAGACACUCGUUUUAAAGAACUAGAACAGGUACAUCAGUGUGAGGUGAAAAAAUUAAAUACCCAGUACCAUGAGAUGGAGGAGAAGCACAAAAUGGUAGUGGAGAACUUACGAAACUUAUUAUCAGAAAAAGAAGAAGAACAAAGAAAACAUUAUGAAGAAGAAGAAAUAAGAAAGGAAGAAACAAGAUGUCAAAAUGUUCGCCUACGCAAAAGCCUCGAAUUGAAGGUAGAGGCUUUAAAAAGGAGGAUUACUGACCUGAAAUAUAAGGAAGAUCUAACUCCAAAGGUGUUGGCAUUAGAGAACACUGUAAAAGAAAAAAACAAAGUCAUUGGAAACAAAAACAAGGAGAUAGCUGCCUUAAAAAAGGACAGACGUGAAGUACAAGAGCAUUGGGCCAGAGAACAAGACAACAGUGCUGUUUUACUUGUGAAGUACAAUGAAGUUAAGGACAACUACCAGACUCUAGAGGACGAUAAAAAACAACAACAGGCCAAGCUCCAAACAACAACUGAAGAUCUAAAUAAGGCCCACCGAGAGAUUGCCAACCUGACGGAAACUAUUGACCGUUUAAAAUACAAAGUGAAGACCAGUAAGCUGAGGGCUGAAGUCAGCAACCUGGAAACAUAUCAGCAGCGUUUUAAGGCUGAUUUACUGUCGUGCAUGUCUGUGAUCACUGAGCCCCAGAAAUUAAAAAGAAGAAUCAUCAAUCUCAAAAAACGCUACAUAGACAAUGAUAUGCAAGUGGGGAUGGACGAAGAAACUGAGUCCGCGUAUCAACGUCAAGCUACAAUCAAGUUAUUAAAUGAAAAGAUCGUGGAGGUGCACAACUUAAAAAAACUGGUAACGGAAAAAGACAGGCUGCUGGAAAAGGCAACAAAGCCGGCUCAUGAGAGGGUAAAAUCUUGGAUUACUAAGAAAGUCCUUCGAAUUCCCCAAGACGUGACAAAGUGUGCAGAGGAAACACCAACCCUUGUUCCAGACGACUGGCAGCCACCAGGCCUCCCAAAUGAAAAUAUCACAUCACCUGUGCAAUCCUGUACAGAUGAUCACGGUAUCAUACAUGUGAUACCCUUUGUGGAUGAUGGUCUCCCACCAGUUGACUCAUAAAUUUCAACACUAAUAUUGUAAAUUACCUUGUGAUGGCCACAGCCAUGGCCACACAGACAUCUUAAAAAGUGGUAAUCUCACACUUUA